Molecule: messenger RNA, 1080 nt
Organism: Ceutorhynchus assimilis (cabbage seed weevil)
Lineage: Eukaryota; Metazoa; Arthropoda; Insecta; Coleoptera; Curculionidae
Source: the annotation of a GenBank genome assembly
AUGUUCACCGUCACAAAAUACGUAAUGAUAUGGGCAGGCUUUUGGAAGCUUGAAAUAAAAGAAAAUUUAAAAUUGCCUUACAAAAUAUGGCAGCUGUACAUGAUGUGGGCGUAUGUUAGUGUCACCCUCGGAAUUACAGGAAAUGUCAUCUAUGUUCUUCAACGUGAUCCUGUCAGAAUUAUAGAAGCCAUAGGAGUAGCUAUAAGCGACUACACUAUCAUGUUGAAAUUGCUACUUUGUUCACAACGUAAAAUCACUCAGCUACUUCAAAUAGCUGUCCAAGAUGAUGAAAUUGUAUCAAGUAAAAACCCAACCCUAAACCGAAUGCUUUGCAUUCAUAAAAAAUCAGUAAGCAUAAUGGGAUUAUUCAUCGUAACUUAUACCUUUGCGUUUUGUUUUUAUUUGUGCAUCUAUGGAGGCCCAGUACAAUACAGGAUCUAUCAAAUGAAAUUUCCAAACGCCACAGAAAAACCUGAGUACAUUCUUUCCAUGUGGUUUCCGUUCGAUAUUCAGAAUCACUUUGACUUAGCAUUGUUCUUGCAAUGCUUCAUAUAUAUUCAAUCAAGCGCUGCAAAUUUUGCUAGUAUGGUUCACGUUAACACAUUGAUGUCUUACGCUGUGAUUAAAUUGAAGAUGUUGGAGUAUUAUUUUAGGAACUUUGAUACAUUUCCUCAAGAGAUUCAUUCUGAAGAUCCGGUGUACAGAAAUAGGAUGGCGGUUAAGAAUUUGGAAAACCUCAUUAGGAAACAUCAAUUUAUAAUAGGGUUCAUAAAAGACUUAAAUGAAUGCAUGAGAACAACUUUACUAAUUGAAUUCAGCCUUUCAUCGUUAAUGUUGGCCUCUAUUACUUCACAGAUUAUUAGUAGUGGAGACAUUGCAUUUGCGAUUUACGAAUCCGACUGGUACAAUUACAACGCAAAAGUGGGCAAAUUAAUUUUCAUAGUAGUGAUGAGAGCCAGAAGAGAGCUGACUUUGGAUAUCGGACCUUUCGGACCGAAUACCCUUGAAGCUGCUAAAACUCGCAUGCAAGUGGCUUAUUCCUAUUUGUCCGUAAUAUCUGGAAGUAAACGCAAUAAUUAA